This is a messenger RNA of Oncorhynchus keta (chum salmon), 1071 nucleotides long. RefSeq names its product ubiquitin-conjugating enzyme E2 variant 1. Gene Ontology annotation, cellular component: nucleus. The record is from RefSeq and is a predicted model, not a curated record. The coding region runs from base 138 to 695 and encodes 185 amino acids. Gene Ontology annotation, biological process: DNA damage tolerance; protein K63-linked ubiquitination. The transcript has 5 exons. Lineage: Eukaryota; Metazoa; Chordata; Actinopteri; Salmoniformes; Salmonidae.
GUAUGCCGUAUCAUAGGAAAAGACGCUGCAUUCAUACGGAUUUGCACAAAGUGGGCAUUUCUGAUUUGUCACUUGAAGCCCAAAUAUAUCAUACUUUGACUAAAAUUAAGACUUGACUUAAAUCGUUGUGCAACAUCAUGGGUAUGUGGAUCAAUUUACCCUCGAGCAAGAGCGUUCCCAUCUCUCCGCUCCCAUGCUGCAACCAACCCCCAACCAUGCUUACGUGCGCGCUCCCGCUACUAAGCGACAAGAUGGCGGUCGCCGCCGGAUCAGGCGUUAAGGUUCCUCGUAACUUCCGGCUGCUUGAAGAGCUGGAAGAAGGCCAGAAAGGUGUGGGGGAUGGGACAGUGAGCUGGGGCUUGGAAGAUGAUGAGGACAUGACCUUAACAAGAUGGAGAGGGAUGAUCAUUGGCCCUCCUAGGACAAUCUAUGAAAAUAGGAUGUACAGUCUGAAGGUUGAAUGUGGGCCCAGAUAUCCAGAGGCACCACCAUUUGUCAGAUUUGUAACUAAGAUAAACUUGAAUGGUGUGCACAACUCCAAUGGUGUGGUUGACACACGAGCAGUGUCUGCACUGGCCAAGUGGCAGAACUCCUACAGCAUCCGUGUGGUCCUGCAGGAGCUCAGGCGGCUCAUGAUGUGCAAGGAGAACAUGAAGCUCCCCCAGCCACCAGAGGGCCAGAUCUACACCAACUGAGCCCAUGCUACUACUCUCCUUCUCCUUUUCCCUCUUUUGUUUGCGUUCAUCCUUUCAUCCCAUCCACCACCUCCCUUCUUAUUUUAAUUCAUUUGCCAGCCAACACUCAAGCGCACACACAUAGGGACGUACGUGUGGCCGAACACACGAAUGCAGACACCCACAAACAUGCAAUCACUUCUACAUGCGCCCUUCUCAGGCCCUGGCCCCUCCCCUUUCCAUCACUGGAGCUCUGGUUGGACUAGAGAAGACUAGGUUGGCAGAGUCAUCGGUCCAGCCCUGAUCAUUCGAAUACUGUACAUCUUACUAUUUUUUUGUAUUAUUAUUUGUUAUAAAUGCAGAUUGUACAAUAACAUAAAUAAUCUUAUUGAGUGUA